AUGAUAACGCACUUUGCUGAAAAACUGGCUUCGAAGUCUGGAUCUCAUCGUACUGACCCGGUCACGAAGUUGGAGCUGAAUCCGUCAUCACCUGUUGAAGGUAUUGUACAUAAAGAAGCCGAUGAAGCGGUAUCACCACAAAGGGAUUGUACUUCUUCGGCUACUAAAUGUUUCGAUGUGUGCGAUUCGUCACCGGUAAAGAAUGUGGUGCACCGCCUUGAAACCCAACAAGAAGAUGAUAAUGCGUUGGAAAGCCUAAAGAUCCGAACAAAACGUGAUUUCUUUUCGGAGAAGAGACGCAGCAUUUCCGUUAGUCAUGAAAAGGAAAAAUAUAAUGCUCAGGUGGCCGAACGAGCCAAGAGAGAAGCCGAAACAAAGGAUCAAGUGAGGUCACCUGCCAAGAAGCACAGCCGAAUUCGAAAGAGCUCCGCAAUGUCAAGCGUACGUAAUAUGGCAAGUCGCUUUGAAAAGAAGGCCGACCAAUCUUUGGAUAAUCUCUCUUUUCGCACAGUGCGUAGUUUUUUUCCAACUGAAAAGAGCAUUCACGUUGGUGCGGAAAAGCAGAAGUACGAGGCAAUCGAACAAGAGAAGCAAUCAGCCAAAGAAGCCGAAGAAAAGUUUGCUAGGCGAUCGUUUCAGGAAUCGAGAAUUGGCAGCGAUGUGGCAACUACUUGGACAAAACCAAAGGCUUUUGCCAUUGUGGAGCCUCUUGCUGAGGACACGGUUGCAGAGGAGACACUUUCAAUGGAUGACAUGUCUUAUACACUUGUGAAACCCAACGAGACGGCUGCCCUCGAUACCAGCCGCACUUCAGAGCUUCAUUCUCGUCGGCAUACUGUUGCUGGUAGAGAGGAGGUACCAAAUGUCCGAGGUAUCGCGUAUCGCUUUGAAACAAAGCGUGCAAAUUCAGUUGUUACCGCUCCGGUGCGAACUAUCGAUACUUUUAUUGUCGCAGACAGUGAGGUGAGUGUUCGUGUGUCUGCGGAAAAGGCAAAAUUCGAAAACCAAGUCAAGACGUCGUCUGUCCCUACUAAACGGACCAUUGACACUUUUAUCGUUCCCAAGAGCGAAGGGAGCGUUUGCGUAUCUGCUGAAAAGGCGAAGUUUGAGGCACCAGAUAAGCAAGUCAGAGCGACUGUGCGGACCAUUGAUACGUUCAUCGUACCAGAUAGCGAAGCAAGUGUUCGCGUGUCUGCAGAAAAGGCAAAGUUUGAGGCACCAGAAAAGCUUGUCAAGGCGGCCGUGCGGACCAUUGACACGUUUAUCGUACCAGAAAGCGAAGUUAGCAUUCAUGUGGCAGCCGAAAAGGCAAAACUCGAGGCGUUGGAAAAACAGAAGCAGAGUGAGCUUGACGCACAAGCGGCAAUUGAAAAGCAGAAACUUGCGAGAACAAUGUUAUGGGCAUCUGAGAAGGCUAAAUUGGAGCAGGCUAGGCAGUUGACUGAAGAGGUCAAGGCUAUCGAUGAUGCUAUGAUGGCAGAUGAAAUGAAGGAAUCGAAGGUGAUUCAGGAGACCGAGAUGGCUAAGCCGACGGAAGUGACUACAGAGGCUGAGACUGUAGUGGCGGGGGUGUUCAAAACAGCUGAGGUGGCUGCAGAGGUGUCUAGGUUGGACGAUGUGGCUUUAGGCUCUGGGUUAGCUACGGAGACUGAUGUCGUUACGCGUACCAUGGUAGCCAAGGCUGAGAAGAUUAGAGAGGGAGAUUUGGCUUCAGAUACCGAGGCAGUCAAAGCGCGUUUGGACACUCGAAUAGGCAAAGACGAUGAUACUGUUGUGGUCAAGGUAAUCGAUAUGGUCAAGCAGACAGAAGUGGCUGCAGAGAGCAAGGAAGCCAAGGAGGCUGAAGAGGUUAACGAGUCAGAGGUAGCUGCGGAAGGAACAAACGAGGUUGAGGUGGCGACGGUCAAUGAUGCCGAGGUGGCUAAGAUGUCCGAAGUAGUCGAGACCACAACAGGGGCGGAAGUGGCCAAGGUGACUGAGGCCAAGCUCGAGCAGACUGCAGUCAAGGAAACCGAGGUGACCAAGCAUGCAGCGGAUUUUAGGCAAACUGAUGUAGAAGAGAUUACAAAGGCCAAGGAAGCAGACGAAGCGUUAAAGCUAGAGAAGGUCGAGGAGACAGAGAUGGACAAUGGAAUGAUGGGAGCUGUUGCGUUGGAGGAGGGUUUGCAGACUGAGGAGGUCUUACAGACUGAGGAGACGACCAAGGCACUAAAACAAAAUGAGAUGGCCAAAGUGGCACAUGAUGGUAAAACGAUUGACUUUGUGCAGGGGUGUGAGAUGGUCACAUCAAUGAAGAAGGCAAAGGUGACAGAGGAAGUAGAUGAUAUAGUCAAGGAAGAUGAGGUGGUUAAAGUAGUUAAGGAGACAGAGGAAGUGACGAAGAAGGAGGCAGCCGGAGAGUGCAAUGUGGUGAGGACAUCCAAAACGGUGGAGAUCGUUGACAAUGUUGAGGCUGUCAACGAGACACUUGGCAAGGAGAAGCAAGCGGUGCGUAACGCGCCCAAUUUGACCAUUUCAGCGGUGGAAGUCACCGUGGAGCGGCAGACGUUCGGUGACAAUGUGUCUACAGCACAGCACGUGCAUUGGUUGUCGCUACCCGUGAGCGUCAAUCCUGCUCUUGCUCGUCUUCAUACCGUGCUGAGCGACCACGAUCCGUUGACGGCUUAUGCGCUUUACCCGAGUAGUCCUUCGUCCCCUUCGUCUCAAAGUGGUUGA
Molecule: messenger RNA, 2715 nt
Organism: Peronospora belbahrii
Lineage: Eukaryota; Oomycota; Peronosporomycetes; Peronosporales; Peronosporaceae
Source: the annotation of a GenBank genome assembly